UUAGCAUCCCCCUCAACUUCCAAGUGCUCUGCGAUUUUGCCCUAAUUCAAAUUAAAGGCUUUUUCUCAUUUCAAUUUAAUGUAUGAAAUCAAAUCAUUAAGUUUUAGUAAUCUGUUAUUUAAACUGUUCAUUUCCUGUUCAAGUGUUGGGUAAAGUUUAUUAGAAUCAGUUACUCAUCUUCAUUGAGGUUUUCUUAAAUUAUGUUUGUAUGAUCAGUAGUAUGAUGGGAUAAGAAGAUCAUUUUCUUCCGUCUUUGAAUGGUUUUUUGAAAUUACCCAACUGAUGUUUGUGAAAUUGCCUGACUGAUGGUAUUAGUGAAGCCAUUGAAUAGAAAAAAUGAUUUUGAUAACUAACUUUUGCUUAUAGUUUGGGGUAUUGUACAAUUUCGUUUUCAUAGUCAAUUUUUCAUGAAUCCUCUGCAAUCUUUCAGUUUUGUGUAGUGAGUUAGUAACUCUUUAAUAGACUUAUUGUGCCAAAAGGUAGUGGUGGUAGUGUAAUGCCAACACUGUAAGCUGUAACUGUAGUGAACUAGUCAGCUGUAGGUUAAAUGGCUAGCUAAUAGGCUAGUGGUGAAUGGCAAUAAGAAAGCUGCAGCGAUUAGUUGGCUAGUAAUGGUUAUCUAUGACAUUGGUCGCAGCUUGCAAAGAUGAAUGGAAACUGCAUAGUAGAGGUGCUAGUGUUCUCUGGUUAAUAUGACAGAGCUUCAUAAAGUUGAAAGGUCAUAUGGAAUCAGUGGUUAAAUUGAAGGGUAUUGACUUAAAUACUUCCCAACAGAACUAUAUACGGUUUGAGUGGGUAAAUUCUGCGGCUGCAGUCCAUAGCCCUCCCAUUCAGAAUAUAAAGGGUGAAGCUUGCUUCUUGUGGUGGUGAAGUUCUAUGCGUUGUGGUAUUUAAUGUUCUGAUAUUGAUAGUACUUGGUUUGAGUUCUAUAUUGUAUGGAAACCCUCUCUCUUUGUAGUUGAUAAACAAAUUGGAAACUACUGUAUACAUUAGGAGGGCAGCUUCUGUGUUAGUGCUUUUAGAAUAUUCUUAAAUGUUAUUUUUCUUUCCAGUCAAUUGAUAUAUCAGGUUAACCAUGCAUCUGUUUGAGUUUAGUGGACCUGCUAGUUGAUAAGUUGCCUAACAUAAUAUAAAUAUCAUUAGCUACUGGUAUUUUCGGUGUAAAGUCACUAUGAUGGGGAACAUACUUGUCAUAGUCAUGGCAUAUUAAAAUGUUGAUACUAUCACCAUCUACCUAGCAAGCAUUUAUUUUAGCAAUAUGCAAGCGUUUUUGUAAGACUUUCACAUAUAGCGCAAUUGUUGUGAUAUUGAGCAAAUCCCAUGCUUAUAUACCAAGUCUACUUUAGUCGAUAACAUCCUCCUUCCAGAGUUAAGAUUGAAAUGAUUUUCUGCACAAUUUUUGUUUCAGAAAACUGUAAGAGGGAAAUGGUUAUCUGGCAAAUCACUUCCCUAAACCCGUGCAUGUUUCAGUAGGUAUAACUGUAAGGCUCAGUCUGACUUAGGUGAGUCAACUGAGGAAAAAGGCAUUUACUACGAGCAGUACACAUUUAUUAUGCAUCUAUGGUUUAUUAAAAGGUACAAAAAUAUUUUGAAUUAAAUAUGUGAUGGUAUCUAUAUGUGAUUCGACUGGUGGAGUUAUGUGGAAUGGGAAAAUUUAGAAGAAGAUGAGAGGAUUUCGUGUGGCUUCAUAUUGCUCCCAAUUGUCAAAGGCUGCUCGUUUAGUCCAUGCCACUAGGCCUCUCUGCACGAAAACAUAUGACAGCAAGGCAACAGCAGUGAAGCCUGUGAGAGAUGAUGAUGCGUACCGUCAGCUUGAGAACCUUGACUGCAUGACUGCUGCCAAAAUGCUUUUUACGGAUCCUUCAAAGAAAAAGGAAUUUGGGCUUGAUUUCCAUCUGGUCCAGUUCUUCUUUUGCUGCCUGCCUUCAGUGGCUGUAUAUCUGGUAGCGCAGUAUGCUCGUUAUGAAAUCCGAAGGAUGGAGGAGGAAGCUGAGGUGAAAAAGAAAAAAGAUGAGAGAGAAGAGAAAGCUAAAGGGUUGGAAGUAAAUGCCUCGAAAGAAAGUGAAGAGGCAGAGUCUACAGGUGAGCUUCUUAAAGUGAAAGACAGAGUAGAGGCAUUAGAGGAAGCAUUGAAAGAGAUAGUCUUAGAAAAGAAGAAACUGUCUUCACACUCAUCCGAAGAAAUUAACAAAAGUGAGAAUGUUGAAGCGAUCAAAUCAAUUUCUGAGAAUAAAUUAAAAGAUGUCAAUGCAGCGGGCAAUUCUGAUCAACAAUCCAAGACACAUCCAUCGAGCCAUGAAACCGCCGCUAAGUCAGGACCUGAGAGAGAUUCUGUUCAUUUUGCAUCCUGAGUGGUGUUUGAAAAAAAUAUGAUAUUUGGACCCAAAUAGAGCCAGCUGGAUGGGAAGAUGUGAUAUUUUUUUGUUCAACUCUCUCAUCUUUUUAGCUCAUGGUGCCUUACAUUUAAGGCAUGUAAACAAUUUUGAAUCUGUUCUCUUUCAACAUCUUUAUGUAAGAACUAUAUUAUUGGGGAUUAAAAAGGAUGGGUUUUUGGGGA
This is a messenger RNA of Papaver somniferum (opium poppy), 2557 nucleotides long. RefSeq lists its product as uncharacterized. NCBI's taxonomy places the organism in Eukaryota, Viridiplantae, Streptophyta, Magnoliopsida, Ranunculales, Papaveraceae. The transcript is spliced from 7 exons. Bases 1665 to 2351 code for a protein of 228 amino acids. The record is from RefSeq and is a predicted model, not a curated record.